This is a messenger RNA of Verticillium alfalfae VaMs.102, 1542 nucleotides long. RefSeq lists its product as hypothetical. Lineage: Eukaryota; Fungi; Ascomycota; Sordariomycetes; Glomerellales; Plectosphaerellaceae. Bases 1 to 1542 code for a protein of 513 amino acids. The record is from RefSeq and is a predicted model, not a curated record. The transcript is spliced from 2 exons.
AUGAAACAUUUUCUUACGUCAAGCCUUUGGCUUGUAUUGCUGUUAGGCAGCCGUGCUGCAGAUUCUCAGUCGACUGAAGCAGUCCCGAGCGCAGUCCAGCCCAUAGACAACGGCCCCGGUCCUGUUGACCCGCCAGAACCAUCGGCAGUCCCAGUAGAGCCCCCCGUAUUCGACCCGGCACCUACUUCACCUCUGGCCAACCCAGAGCCCACAGAGCCGUCUCUGCCCAUCGAACAACCCCCAAGUUCGACGGUGGUAGAAGGAAUCCUGCCCCCUCCGUCAACUACGCAGGCUGCUGUAGGACAGAGCUCCGCGCCCGUGGAUGGGCCUACGAGUGCCCAGGGCGCAGAAGUCACACCACAGGCGAGUGCGCAGAAUGAGGUCUCGGAAAGCCGGCCUCCAGCAGGCUCUCCGGCCCCAGCACCGACAAGGGAUACUCCUGAUUCAGUUACUCCACAGGAAGUCACAAGCAUGAGCAGAGCACCGGAGCCCAAUGCAAGCCCAGAGGCUACGACUACCAGUCCCGACGUGCCUGGUGGCGGCGGGGCGUCCCCGAGUCCUACGAACCCGAGGAAUUCUGGUAUAACUCCUUCAAGUCCCCCACGUGAAGCCCUGGGCAGUCCUGAUCAAUCACCAGUAAGCGAUAAGACUGGAACUCCGGCCACCACUGAUGAAGCAUCUCCAAGUAACAAGGCUCCCGGAAAUACCGACGGGAGCCCAGGCACCGCCAGUGAAAGGCCAGCACAGACGGAUGCUCGAGGCUCAAGUCCCAACGGUGAGACCUCUGCCACCUCUCGCGCCACCAAUGAAGAGGCAACAACUCGGGAUCAGCCUUCUGCAAGCACACGACGCGGAGGUGAUAACUUCCCACAAACAACAUCCACCUCUGUAAGAAUCUCGACUGAUACGACUCGUGCAGGAGAUUCUUCCAGUGGCAGCUCAAGACCGACGCAGAGCUCUUCCUCACUCGCGCCGCUUUCUACUGCUAAGCCUAGCGAUGGAACAGGGUUCCUCGGUAUUGACUUGUCAGACGGAACAGAAUCUUCUGAAGAGACCCCACCCGAUACUACUACGCCCGAACAACAUGAUGCCGAGGCUGAGGCAAACCUCCCCUUUACGGUCAUCUCUGAUGCAGACGCACAAGACGUCGCCAUUCUGGAAGCCGCGAUGUUCGAGUACUUUGUCGAAAACGAUGCUCAAAUUGGUGACGAUGUGCAGGUCACAAUUCCGGCUGUGGCGUCAAAUUGUGAUGUUGGCCUGACUAGGCGGGGUAUGGAAGAGGAGAGGUGGCCGGGUAGGUUCAAGUCACCCAUUGCCCAGAGACAGGCAAAUUGCAAGAUCGUCACGAGCUUGGAUUUCGAUUUGUACUUUCACUAUAUGUUGCCGAGCCAGACUGCCGAGCGUCCGAAUCAGUUAUCGGAGAGGAUCACAGCUAGUGUAAGUGGGAACCGCAUCUCUUUGCUGCUCCGUGUAGUCUUGAUCCCACCACUGACAAUUACAAGGCCGAAUAUGUCCAGUCGGUAUUUGGACUUCGGAACAUAA